AUGCUCCUCCUGAUGGCUCGAGACGAGGAGAAGAACCGCAGGAACAACGCAAACACCACCAACCAGGUGUUGAUCGACCUGGAAGACCUCCUGCCAAACCGCUCCCUGGCCCCCGCCCCAGAGCCCAAGCCAGAACCGGAGCCCAGACCCACAAAGACCAAAGCUGGGUCCGGGGCCAAAGGAGUGAGUGUGCAGAAGGACGUGGCCCUGGCCUCCCCCAACCCCAGCCGAGGGGCCCCUGUGACCCAGGCCCCAGGGCCCCGAGGCAGAGGGCCCCGAUGA
Molecule: messenger RNA, 282 nt
Organism: Knipowitschia caucasica
Lineage: Eukaryota; Metazoa; Chordata; Actinopteri; Gobiiformes; Gobiidae
Source: the annotation of a GenBank genome assembly